This is a messenger RNA of Pseudophryne corroboree (corroboree frog), 2226 nucleotides long. It is a transcript of the gene POU1F1, whose product is annotated as POU class 1 homeobox 1. NCBI's taxonomy places the organism in Eukaryota, Metazoa, Chordata, Amphibia, Anura, Myobatrachidae. Gene Ontology annotation, molecular function: RNA polymerase II cis-regulatory region sequence-specific DNA binding; DNA-binding transcription factor activity, RNA polymerase II-specific. Gene Ontology annotation, biological process: regulation of transcription by RNA polymerase II. The transcript is spliced from 7 exons. The record is from RefSeq and is a predicted model, not a curated record. The coding region runs from base 59 to 1174 and encodes 371 amino acids.
UACCAGUAUAAAUACCUGCACACGCCACGCAUUCAGCUGCCUGUCCCUUAAUGCAUACAUGCAAGCAGAAGAAAACUUUUUAUUGAAAGAUUCAUAUAGGGUUUUUUUUAGAAGUUCUAAAACCCAAAAAGGAAAACAUUUUAAAACUCACCUGUUUUUUUCGCCACUCUCUGGGGGGAUGAGUUUCCAGGCCUUUGUGACUGCUGAUACAUUUAUACCUAUAAAUUCAGAUUCUUCCGCCACUUUCCCCCUUAGGAUGCAUCACAACACAGCCGAAUAUCUGCCUGUCACCAAUCAUACAACUAACAUGGUAUCCACAGGGCUGCACUAUCCAAACCCCUCAUGCCACUAUGGAAGCCAGCAAUCUACCUACGGGGUGAUGGCAGGAAUUAAACCCACAGCACCAGAGAUGUUAUCUGCAAGUAUUUCCCAAACAAGGAUUUUGCAGACCUGCAGUAUGCCCCUUUCGAGUGUGGUAAAUGGAGUGAGCACCUUACAAGGAGUCCAUACAGGCACCCUCCCUCCCUGCCUGAUGAGCGCUAACUCCUGCACGUUGGGACACGGCUUUGCCCCAGUACACCAGACUCUCCUAGAGGAUGUCACAACCACGGACUUCAAGCAGGAGUUCAGGAGAAAGAGCAAGCCCAUCGAGGAGCCCAUAGACAUGGAUUCCCCGGAAAUCAGAGAGCUGGAAAAGUUUGCCAAUGAAUUCAAAGUGAGAAGAAUAAAGCUGGGUUACACGCAGACAAAUGUUGGAGAAGCCCUGGCGGCCGUGCAUGGCUCAGAAUUUAGCCAAACAACCAUCUGCCGCUUUGAAAAUUUACAGCUCAGUUUUAAGAAUGCCUGCAAAUUAAAAUCCAUUCUGUCCAAGUGGUUGGAUGAAGCGGAACAAGUUGGAGCUCUGUACAAUGAAAAAAUUGGAGGAAAUGAACGCAAGCGAAAGCGCAGAACUACUAUAAGCAUAGCAGCCAAGGAAGCUUUGGAGUCACAUUUUGGGGAGCAGAGCAAACCAUCCUCACAAGAAAUCAUGAGGAUGGCCGAAAGCCUCAACCUGGAGAAGGAAGUUGUCCGAGUCUGGUUCUGCAAUCGGAGGCAGAGAGAGAAGAGAGUGAAAACCAGCCUGCACCAGAAUACCUUCAGCACAUUCACAAAAGACCACCAUGACUGCAGAUAAAGGGACAUUUGUAACAGACAGCACCUUAGAUUUACUGGAAAUAAUAUGUGGUCAGCUAUUUUGUAACACUGAUGUUAUUUCUUAUACAGUAACUGCCCCUUCUCAUUACUACAACUCAUUAUCCCAGAAUGUGGACCUUGUUUAUUAUGAUGAUGCAAACCCAUGGUUCCUGGCGGGAGCACCUACUCAAACUGAAAAAAGUGUAUGUUGCCACGGACCACUGCCAUCGGGGGUGGGCAGUAGGGGUAGUUCACAGAGAUGCCAUGGCCAGCCUGUGAGGGGUGCACCUAGAGGUUUUGAAGCACCCUUUAGCUACCUCUUACUACAGACUCUCUGACCAUUGUAUAAAGCGGGUAGAAGGAUAUGAUGAAUGUAACCCAGCUCUGCAAAACAGUGGAAAAAAUAUAAAGAAUUACAUUUAUUUCAUAACAGGGAACAGAAAUAAGUUUUAUAUUGGUAUGCAAAGUGGCAGUGCUAUUUCUGUAUUUUAUAUUUCACUGUAACUAAUUUCCCCCAUGAUCCAUGGACCCUUCCCUGUAAUUCCACAUAUCUAGCAUCCUUCCCUCUAAUUCAUCAUUCCUCCACCCAUGUUAUUCAUUAACCCCUGCCAUCUCCAUCAUCUCACCACCAUUCUUCUCCAUCACUCAAACCUCUAUUAUUUAUCAAUUCCAUCCCCCCCCCCAAAAAAAAAUCUCCAUUCAUCAUUCUCCCACCAAUCCUCUUCAACAUCUACCCAGCUACUGUAUUCCCCGUCAGAUGAUUUCUAGACUAUUUAUACAUUUUUCUGCUGACCUAUGGUUGGAAAACAAGAUAAUAACCAAGAAUUGCAAGUCAUGUGUGCAUUUUCUACUAAACGGGGUAUAUGGGGACUUACCUUUAAGUGUUCAUGUUUAAACUACCAGAAUAGCAAUUGUAUUUUAUUUAUCAGUUUAUAUACUGUGUUUUUUUGUGUUCUACAAUUUUAGAUUUUAUUUAUUUAUUUAUAUUAAAAUUAAUGUGAUAUACUGUAUGAUGUAGGAAGCUGUUGUAUAAAAUAUUACCACAAGAGGACA